AUGGCGGACUCGCCUGCCUCGACCAAGUCGGUGCACACGAUCGUACUCGAUGCCGGGCCCCUCCUCAAAAACGUUCCCCCGCUAUCGACUUUGCUGGCCCAAGCCGAAGAAUUGGUGACGACCCCCGCCGUUGUGGGUGAAAUUCGAGACCCCGAUGCUCGUGCCAGGGUGGAAACACUUUAUCUACCCUUUCUCAAACAGAGAUCGCCGUCUCCGAAAAGUGUCCAGGUUAUCUCUGAAUUUUCGCGAAAGACGGGAGAUCGCGCGGUGUUGAGUAAAGUCGAUAUCGAGAUCUUGGCACUAGCCUAUGAGAUAGAGUGCGAGAGAAAUGGAGGAGACUGGAGACUGAGGAGUGUCCCAGGUCAAAAGCGCGUGAAUGGAAAAGCUCCUGUGAAGGAGGCCGAGAAGCAGGAAGAAGGCACCACUGAAGGCGAAAAGCUGGAUAGUGCUGAGGUUCCCGAGGUACCCCAGUCAGAUGCUUCCAAGACCGAGGUUUCUUCGAAUAUAGACACGGUUACAAGUAGCCUGGAACAAACAGACUUGAACGGAAAGGCUGAACAAGAAAAGGGCCUGGAAUCUGCAGAGGAGGUGGUGCCUGCAACAGACAGCACAGAAAAUGACACAGUUGAUGCGGAUGAGCUACAAGAUGAAGGAGAAGAUUCAGAUGGCGGUGGAGAAUGGAUCACGCCUUCCAACAUCAAGAAGAAACAAGCAAAAGACGAAUCUGCAAACGUGUCUACUGCCCAAGAGCUGAAGGUUAUGCAAGUGGCUACCAUGACCACUGAUUUUGCUUGCCAAAACGUCCUUUUACAGAUGAAUCUCAAUCUCCUCUCCACAACCACUCUACAGAGAAUCCGCCACUUGAAGACAUUCGUUAAACGCUGCCAUGCCUGCUUCUCCACAACAAAGGAAAUGAACAAGCAAUUCUGCCCUCGCUGCGGCAAAGACACGCUCACCCGUGUUUCAUGCUCUACUGACGCCAAUGGACAAUUCACACUCCACCUCAAGAAGAACAUGCAAUGGAACACUCGGGGAAACAGAUACAGUGUUCCCAAGCCGAUUCACGGUUCUUCCAAUGGCAAGUGGAAAGGCGGCGGCGGCAAAAGCGGCUGGGGAGUCGAUCUUAUCCUCGCUGAAGACCAAAAGGAAUACGUCCGUGCUGUUACAGAUGAGCAGCGACAGCAACGUCGCGAGAGGGAUCUCAUGGACGAGGACUAUCUGCCAGGUAUCCUUACGGGUGAACGGCAUAGAACAGGUGGCCGGGUCAAGGUUGGAGCAGGCCGUAAUGUGAACUCCAAAAAGCGAUGA
Molecule: messenger RNA, 1308 nt
Organism: Talaromyces rugulosus
Lineage: Eukaryota; Fungi; Ascomycota; Eurotiomycetes; Eurotiales; Trichocomaceae
Exons: 2
Coding region: 1-1308 (435 amino acids)
Biological process (GO): ribosomal small subunit biogenesis; maturation of SSU-rRNA
Cellular component (GO): preribosome, small subunit precursor
Molecular function (GO): RNA endonuclease activity
Source: RefSeq, a predicted model, not a curated record